UAAUAUCCGUCAAGCUCGUCUUCUUCGCUCUGAUCUGUGUCUUUCUUAGAAUCCUCGACAUCGGUCAUCGUCCAUUUCCACUUCUCCUUUAUUUUCCUCCCUUUUCUUCGAGAAUCUCCAAAAUUUUCCUGAGAAAAUCCUCUCAUUGUCCUUUAAACCCAGAUCCGAAUAUCGAAUCUGCCCAACCCGAUUCCGUUUCCCCAAAUUCUCUUCGCCGAAAGUCGUUAUUGCUUGAUUCUUCUUAUGGGUUCUUUCUUUUUCCCUCAGAAAAAAGUUAGCAGACUCACGUUUUCUUUCUCGGAAGUCCUGAGCCUUUUUCCCGAGAAAGUCGCCACUUGGGUCUUGUUUUAGGUUCAGCUACUCUCCGGUUACUUCGUUUCUACUUCAUGUAGAAUUCGAUCUUGGUAUUGCUUCAUUUGCUGUUCUAGCUACUAGGGUUUAGCUUUGUCAGACUGGGGAGGGAUGGGAUUUUACCGGAUCAGGGUCAUCGUGUCCAGCCGAAUUCUAGAGAUGGACAGAUUAUUGGGCAAUUCUCGCCGGUGAAUCGGAUUCCGGUUUCAGAUUCUUCGCAAGUCGUAGUUUUUCAAUCGGAAUCGGGCGAUGGAUCGCGUGAUCGGCGGAAAGUUUAAGUUGGGUAGAAAGAUCGGUAGUGGAUCGUUCGGUGAACUAUAUUUAGGUGUUAACAUCCAAACUGGAGAAGAAGUUGCUGCUAAGUUGGAAUCUGUGAAGACCAGGCAUCCUCAACUUCACUAUGAAUCGAAAAUAUACACGCUUCUUCAAGGAGGGACGGGUAUUCCUCAUCUCAAAUGGUACGGGGUCGAGGGUGAUUAUAAUUGUAUGGUAAUUGACCUUCUUGGUCCAAGCUUGGAGGACCUAUUCAAUUACUGCAAUCGGAAGUUUUCUUUGAAAACUGUCUUGAUGCUUGCUGACCAGUUGAUAAACAGAGUUGAGUACAUGCAUUCUCGGGGAUUUCUUCACCGCGAUAUUAAGCCUGACAACUUUUUGAUGGGCCUUGGCCGCAAAGCAAACCAGGUGUACAUCAUCGACUAUGGCCUUGCUAAAAAGUAUAAAGAUCUUCAGACACACAAACAUAUACCAUACAGGGAAAACAAGAAUCUUACGGGAACGGCUCGGUAUGCAAGUGUCAACACACACCUUGGGAUUGAGCAAAGCAGAAGAGAUGAUCUGGAGUCACUUGGUUAUGUGCUGAUGUAUUUUCUAAGAGGAAGUCUUCCAUGGCAAGGCCUGAAAGCUGGUACCAAGAAGCAGAAAUAUGACAAGAUUAGUGAGAAGAAGAUGCUUACUCCUGUAGAGAUUCUUUGCAAGUCAUUUCCGUCAGAGUUUACAUCCUAUUUCCAUUACUGCCGGUCAUUGAGGUUUGAGGACAAACCAGAUUAUUCAUAUCUGAAAAGACUUUUCAGGGAUCUUUUCAUUCGGGAAGUUUAUCAGUUCGACUAUGUAUUUGAUUGGACAAUCUUGAAGUAUCCUCAGAUUGGCUCUAGUUCGAGGCAAAGGCCUAAUCCAAGGCCAUCUGCAGAAAGAGCUGAAAAGCCUGCAGUCGGACAGGAUCUCCGAGAGAGUUUCUCGGGUGCGGUUGAGGCGUGCACCACCAGACGAAAUGUUACAAGCCAUGGUGUUCAGCGUGACCGCCCUAGACAUAGAUCUACAGAUGAUAUACCCUCUUCUAAGGAAGUGCAUGAGUCUGAAAGACCACGUUCCUCGUCUCGAAAUGGGAGCACGUCGAAAAGGGCUGUAAUGUCAAGUGGUAGACCUGGCUCAUCUGGUGAGCCUAGCGACAACCGAUCAAGCAGGCUGUUUCCGAGCGGUGGUCGUGUCUCCACAACCCACCGGCUUCAACCAGGCUAUGAAUCCAAGUCAUCAUUGUUCACCCGUGCUGCUGCUGCUGCUGGGGCCACAAAGCCUCCUGGGUGUGAUGAUGCCCUUAGGAGCUUCGAGCUCCUCACCAUCGGUUCCGGGAAGAAGAGAUGAGGUAAGACAACGAAAAGUGGAAAACCCUCGAAAGGACCUGGUACAAUGGAGCAUAUGAGAGAACAAGGAAAUUGGGGGGGGGG
Messenger RNA from Tarenaya hassleriana, 2072 nucleotides. Its product is annotated as casein kinase 1-like protein 10. Gene Ontology annotation, cellular component: cytoplasm; nucleus. Gene Ontology annotation, biological process: peptidyl-serine phosphorylation; signal transduction; endocytosis. The coding region runs from base 601 to 1989 and encodes 462 amino acids. The transcript has 14 exons. The record is from RefSeq and is a predicted model, not a curated record. Gene Ontology annotation, molecular function: protein serine/threonine kinase activity; ATP binding. NCBI's taxonomy places the organism in Eukaryota, Viridiplantae, Streptophyta, Magnoliopsida, Brassicales, Cleomaceae.